Molecule: messenger RNA, 372 nt
Organism: Seminavis robusta
Lineage: Eukaryota; Bacillariophyta; Bacillariophyceae; Naviculales; Naviculaceae
Source: the annotation of a GenBank genome assembly
AUGUUGGAGGAACUGAAAGCCAAGACACCAACAGAAGAAGAAGUCACCAAGCUUCUCCAUAGUUUCCCCGAAUCCAUCCGAGGGCGUCUCGAAUUGGAUACCUGCACCGAGAAAGCGGGAGAAGGCCAUGUUAGCUUCUUGGACGCCAAGACGAAACGAAAGAAAAAGAAGGGCUCCAGGAAGAAAGGAACGAAAUCGACACCGCCCGUUCCUGGGAUCGGUCGUAUCCCGGCACCAACACAGGAGGAUACAAGUGACAGACCGUGCAGCUACUUGGAAGCUGUAGCCAAGCCCAUCCACUAUCAGGCCAUUUUGGAUUUCGAAGCGACCUGCAACAAAGUCAGCGUGGACGGAGCAAAACAAUGUCGUUAG